UUCCGAGGUGUAUUGGGAGCGCCGCGAUUUCGACGUUCAACAUGGGGGCGUGUAUGUUGCUUUAAAGCCAAAGAAAUGGGGAGGGAAAUGGACACCCGGUUGUGAUUUUUCCCUUGAGCUGUGGACACACACGAGAUAAAAGUCCUUAAAGGCAAUAGGAAAUCUCAGAGGGAGAACUGCUGCUGCUGCUUUGGGUUGUCUGAAGGGACCCUCGCUCAGCACCAUGCUGUUUCCCACCUGCGGGCUUUCACGUCAAGCACUUCAUCUUCUGUAUGCCUUUAAGUCUGCAAGAAAAGACCGUCUUCUACCUUUAUAUGCAGCAAGAUGGACUUCAACAGUUCCUCGUAUCACCACUCACUAUACCAUUCACCCCCGGGAGAAAGACAAACGAUGGGAAGGAGUAAGCAUGGAAAGAUUUGCAGAAGAAGCUGAUGUUGUUAUAGUUGGAGCAGGUCCUGCAGGACUUUCUGCAGCUAUUCGACUCAAGCAGCUGGCGAGCGAGCACGGCAAAGAAAUCCGCGUAUGCUUGGUGGAGAAGGCUGCUCAGAUUGGUGCACAUACCCUGUCUGGAGCUUGUCUGGAGCCUCGUGCUUUGGAAGAACUUUUUCCAGAUUGGAAAGAACGAGGAGCUCCACUACAUACUUCUGUAACAGAAGACAGAUUUGGAAUCUUAACAAAGAACUAUAGAAUUCCAGUUCCCAUUCUUCCAGGCCUUCCGAUGGUUAAUCAUGGGAAUUUCAUAGUUCGUCUAGGACAUUUUGUGAACUGGUUGGGUGAACAAGCAGAAGCACUUGGUGUUGAAAUCUAUCCAGGCUAUGCUGCAGCUGAGGUUCUUUUCAAUGAGGAUGGAAGCGUGAAAGGAAUUGCCACAAAUGAUGUUGGCAUCCAAAAAGAUGGUGCACCUAAGGGUACUUUUGAGAGAGGUUUAGAGUUACAUGCCAAAAUUACAAUGUUUGCAGAAGGUUGUCAUGGUCAUCUUGCAAAACAAUUGUACAACAAGUAUAAUCUGAGGGAGAACUGUCAACCCCAGACUUAUGGCAUUGGACUUAAAGAGCUGUGGCUUAUUGAUGAAAAUAAAUGGAAACCAGGAAAAGUGGAGCACACCGUUGGUUGGCCUUUAGACAGACAUACAUAUGGAGGAUCAUUUCUUUAUCAUCUAAAUGAGGGUGAACCAUUAGUUGCUGUUGGAUUUGUAGUUGGUUUAGAUUAUCAAAAUCCUUUUUUGAGCCCGUUUAAGGAAUUUCAGAGGUGGAAGCAUCACCCUAGUGUUCAACCUACCUUUGAAGGAGGAAAGAGGAUUGGUUAUGGUGCCCGAGCUCUUAAUGAAGGGGGUUAUCAGUCCAUACCCAAACUUUCCUUUCCUGGUGGGGUUCUUAUUGGAUGUAGCCCAGGUUUCAUGAACGUUCCCAAGAUUAAAGGUACACACACUGCUAUGAAAAGUGGAAUGCUGGCUUCAGAAGCCAUUUUCAAUCAACUAACCAAUGAAAACCUCCAAUCAAAAACAAUAGGCCUUCAUGUUCCUGAAUAUGAAGAAAAUCUGAAAAAAUCAUGGGUGUGGAAAGAGCUUUAUGGAGUCAGGAAUAUUCGCCCCUCCUGUCAUGGAAUCUUGGGUGUAUAUGGAGGAAUGAUUUACACUGGUAUUUUCUAUUGGGUACUAAGAGGAUUUGAACCUUGGACCCUAAAGCAUGGAGGAACAGAUGCAAAACAGCUAAAGCCAGCCAAAGAUUGUACACCUAUUGAAUAUCCAAAACCCGAUGGAAAAGUCAGUUUUGAUUUGCUUUCAUCAGUAGCUUUGAGUGGUACAAAUCAUGAACACGACCAGCCUCCUCAUUUAACUUUGAAAGAUGAUAGUAUUCCUGUCAACCAUAACCUAGCUAUAUUUGAUGGACCUGAGCAGCGAUUUUGCCCAGCAGGAGUUUAUGAAUUUGUUCCUGUGGAAAGCGGAGAAGGAUUACGAUUACAGAUAAAUGCUCAGAACUGUGUCCAUUGUAAAACAUGUGAUAUUAAAGAUCCCAGCCAGAAUAUUAACUGGGUUGUACCGGAAGGUGGAGGAGGACCAGCUUAUAACGGAAUGUAGUUUUAAUCCAUUUUUUAAAAAUAUGUGGGCAAUGCUACGAAAUGACACAACUCGGGAUUUGCUAUUGUAAAAGUUAUGUGCUCUAAGGGGCCCGUUCUCUAUGAAGGCUAGAGUAAUCUACAGGCCACAUGUCCUCAGAUCAUGCUACAGCACUAAAGCUCAGCAGCAAAAUGGAUCUUGGACGCAUGAUCUUUAAUCUUUCUCUCAAAUAUAAAAAUGGAUGUUCUAUUUUAACCUUUUCUAUAAAUUAAAAAACCUAUCCCCCACCUCAAAAAAAUCGAUGCAAAAAAAAAUAUCACUAUUUAACUGGUGGCAUUUAUCAUCAAUGGGCACCUCUUAGAUGUCAAAGUGUUUUAAAGUGUUAACUGUAACCAGGCUGAGUAAAAUUGGACACAUCGGUUUUGAGGUUAGUGUUCGGCAGCCUGAAUGUGUUGGUGCCUUAAUUAGUAAAUAGACUAACUUUAUUUGAAUGUGUUUUUUUUUUCUAUUCAGAGAAUACCUGGUAAGACAAGAAGUUUGAAUACAUCCUGGUCUAAUUUUAUCCUGAUUGUUCUAUACAUUGUAAUACUAAUAAUGGAUGUAAUCCAGAAUACAGGAUAUUUAUAAUAUCUAUAACUAUUGUAUUUCUCUUGAUGGCCCAAUUUCAGGGAAAUACAUCUUUCAAGACUAAUCUAGAGAAUAUUUCAAUUAUUUUACAAAAACAAUAGAACAACACUACCUCUGGUAUGAAUUCAUUUUGUUAUAAUAAAAUGUAAUAAAGUAUUCUCUAUUUGA
Notechis scutatus (mainland tiger snake) is the source of this 2851-nucleotide messenger RNA. RefSeq names its product electron transfer flavoprotein dehydrogenase (gene ETFDH). Gene Ontology annotation, biological process: electron transport chain. NCBI's taxonomy places the organism in Eukaryota, Metazoa, Chordata, Lepidosauria, Squamata, Elapidae. Gene Ontology annotation, cellular component: mitochondrial inner membrane. The record is from RefSeq and is a predicted model, not a curated record. Gene Ontology annotation, molecular function: electron-transferring-flavoprotein dehydrogenase activity; iron-sulfur cluster binding.